ACAGACAUUAUUUUUUGAACCACUAUUGCACUUAAAUUGAAUCUUUCUUGCUCCUUUCAAGCAUUCAAAUUUCAGUGGGACUUCACAUUCUAUUAGAAAUGAAACUUUUAGUUCUGUUGAUCUGCAUUUCUUCUAUAUUGAAAGGAACUGUUGCAUUAGAAUUUGGUGAAGUAAGCUCAAGAAUUUCAAGACCAAUUUAUUCUCCUGAUGACUUUUUGGAACUAUUCAAAUAUUCUUCGGGCUUCGCCUGGGAUCACUACCCGAGCUUUGAUGAAAUCAAUGACUUCAUUGAUUACUUGGGUGAAACUUAUUCAGACUUUGUAACUGUCUAUUUGGCUGGCUGUUCAGGUGAGGGGCGACCAAUAAAAGUUGUUCAUGUAAAGUCUGGAAAUUGCAGUGCCAAUCGAAUUUGGAUUGAUGGAGGAAUCCAUGGCAGAGAAUGGGUGACACCUUCAGCUGUGCUGUUAAUACUCUUCCAACUCGUGGAGAGAAGAGAGUCUAAUAGUGAGACAAUUCGAGGGGUGGAUUUCUUCGUCUGCCCCAUUAUAAAUCCGGAUGGCUACGAGUACUCCAGAGAGUUCUCCAACUAUUGGAGGAAAAAUAGGCGAAAGACGGAGACCGGCUGUGUGGGUGUUGAUCUGAAUAGGAACUGGAUCUAUCAGCCGGAACACAGAAACACCAGCGGAGAGUCGUGCCAGGAAUUAUAUCCAGGCCCUCGCCCCUUCUCAGAACCAGAGACUCAAGCGAUUAAAACAUUUCUGGAUCAGAAUCGAGUGAACUUCAAAGCAUUUUUGACUUUCCACACCUACGGCCAGAUGAUAAUGUAUCCUUAUGGGUACAAGGCUGAACUGCCAGAAGACCACGAUGACUUGCAACGUCUUGCAACCCACAUUGUUCAGAAUAUCUCGUACCAUGGAGGGCCUCAAUACAAAGUUGUGAAUACCUAUAAUCACUCAGGAUUCUCAGUAGGUGGUUUGGAUGACUAUGCCAAAGAAGUUCUUGGAAUAAAAUACACGUACACUGUGGAGUUGAGAGAUACUGGAACUUACAUCUUCUUCCUUCCACGGAGACUCAUCCUGCCCACUUCGAUUGAUGCGCUGGUUGUUGCAAUGACAGUCGCCGAGCAAGUUUCUCCAAUGUGAUUCACAUCAUCAUUACAACACCUUACAACUCAACAAUGCUUGCUACUGCUUGAGCCAAUAUUCCCAAAUAGAUAAAUCAAUAUUUUCCAGUUUUCAUUGAUAAUUUUGUACAAUCAUUAUAUUUUUUAAUAACUGAAUUCAUCUUAAAGUAAAUUUAGAAUUGCAGUUUUUAAUUUGUUCAAACUGCAAAUUGGACGCAAAAUUAAGUAAAUCACAUAUUAAAAAUCAUCCCGUUUCUAUCAAAUAGUUUUGAUAAAGACGAGUUUGGGCCUCUUCUUCCUUUCCCAAUUAUUUUCUUGAUUUGUGCUUAUUAAAUGUAUGAAUAAAUUAACUUCACUCCAUUAUUUCUUGCUCAAGUUUCUCAUUUUUCCGUCUGCCACGAAUGAAUGUGCUGGUGGUAGUUUUUCCCUAGUGUAUAUUUAUGGCAUGAGUCAAAUAAUAAGGUUCAGAUUAAAAGUAGCACAUCUGUGGCGGUUGAUGAAUUCAUUAUAAUAAUAUUAGAAGUAAGUAAGUAAUUAAAUAAUAAUUAUUAUUCUAGAAGUAAGUUUGAGUUUAUUUUCAAGCGUUAAAAUGUUCAAUUAUUAAUACAGUAUUUUUCAGUUAUCAGUGAUGAUUUAGUGAAGUAUUCUUAUUUAAUUUGGUUUUCAACUUUUCUAAAUUCAUAGUCUAUGAAUAUUUUGGACUCAAAAUUGGACGAAAAUCAUGAAGUGUAAACAUAACCUAUUGUAGGACAAUUUCCAUCUAAAUUUUGGAAAGGAACAGUUUUGCGCUUGAAGCCUGUUGAACCUUCCCCAAUCAUCCAUUGUUGAUAAUGAUAUUGUAUGUAUAAAUAAAAAAUCUGGUGUGGUGCACUCACACAACUUUCCUUGCCGUUAUGAAAA
Nilaparvata lugens (brown planthopper) is the source of this 2023-nucleotide messenger RNA. RefSeq names its product carboxypeptidase B. The record is from RefSeq and is a predicted model, not a curated record. Gene Ontology annotation, biological process: proteolysis. The coding region runs from base 99 to 1142 and encodes 347 amino acids. Lineage: Eukaryota; Metazoa; Arthropoda; Insecta; Hemiptera; Delphacidae. Gene Ontology annotation, molecular function: zinc ion binding; metallocarboxypeptidase activity. The transcript has 5 exons.